Ilex paraguariensis (yerba mate) is the source of this 880-nucleotide messenger RNA. The record is from the annotation of a GenBank genome assembly. Lineage: Eukaryota; Viridiplantae; Streptophyta; Magnoliopsida; Aquifoliales; Aquifoliaceae.
GAUAGAAACAUGAUUCUUGGUAGGGGAUCUUUUGUUACUCCUUCAGACACUGUUGCAAUUAUUGCGGCCAAUGCACAAUAAGACAUUCCAGCUUCCAGAGUGGUCCCAAGGAAAGACAGUUUUGUGGCUUUCUCAUUCAAUUUGUUUUAACAAUUGGACUCCGAAAAUUGCUAAUCCUUGCUGCUUUGUAGGGUUUAGCUUGAUCUAUGCCAACAAUCGGUGCUCUUGAUGGUGUUGCUCAAAAUUUGAAUCUUCCUUCUUUCGAGGGACAUACAUUGGUUCAGGUUGGAAAUUCUUGGGAAUCUAGUGGAUGCUGACAAAUUGUCAAUAUGUGGGGAAGAAAGUUUUGGAACUGGUUCUGAUCACAAACGUGAGAAGGAUGGCAUAUGAGCUUUGUUAGCUUGGCUUUCAACAAUUGCAUAUAGAAACAAGCAGAACAAACCAGGGGAGGGACUGAUUUCUCUCUGAUAUUGUAAAGGAGUAUUGGGCCACUUAUGGAAGGAACUUCUUUUUUAGUAUGACUAUGUGGAAUGUGAUUCUGCUGGAGCCAAUAAAAUGAUAGGGUAUCUUAAGGAUUUAGUUUCAAAGAGCAAGAUUGGUAAAGAAUAUGGUGGGUGGAAGUGUGGCAUCCAAGCUAGGUCUUCGGUUUGUUUUUGCUGAUGGAUCGACAAUCAUACUUCGUUUAUUGGGAACUGGCAUUGAACAGUUUGAGCCAGAUGAUUCUAAACAUGAAGGGCAUGCUCAUAUUGCACUGAAACCAUCGAUAGAUCUGGCGCUGUCUGUUUCAAAGCUAAAGACUUCACGGGCAGGGAGAAACCUACAGUCAUCACAUAGACUUGAGUUUCCAAUUGUUAUUCUCAUGUCAAGGACCCCUCACUAG